UUGAAGAAACACGUUUGGCCCGUUAAGUAACUCCAAAAGGUUGGCCCAUUCCAUAUGGCCCACUAUUAUAUUAAUAAGGGAUGUCGUAUUUGGGAUUGGCGCGUAAAUCGUAGUCGAUGAGUUUGAGGAGGCUGAAAGUGACGGAGGGUGAACCGGCGAGCCCAAACCCUAACGUCGACGGUGACGAUACCAUCAAGGCCAAAAGGCAGACGGUGGUUCUGGGCAAUGGAAGCGAAGUUGUGUUCAUACCAAGACUGAUUAGCUUCGAUCAGGCUUGGAAAUGGUUCGAUUACCUCGACACCCAAAUCGCUUGGACCCGACCCACCAUUCGUGUCUUCGGCCGCUCCUGCCUCCAGCCUAGAGAUACAUGUUAUGUAGCAAGCCCAGGACUUCCCCAAUUGGUUUACAGCGGGUACCAGCCUCGUGCCUAUUCAUGGGAUGAUCAUCCUCUACUUAAACAAAUCUUGGAAGCGGUCCAUAAAGCUCUUCCUGGAAGCAGUUUUAAUAGCUCGCUCUUGAAUAGGUAUAAAAGUGGUAAUGACUAUGUUGGCUGGCAUUCUGAUGAUGAGAAGCUUUAUGGUUCUACUCCUGAAAUUGCAUCCUUAACCCUUGGAUGUGACCGUGAAUUCUUCUUGAAGAAGAAGAAACCCAGUAAAACAGUCCAAGAAAGAAGAGAUGAGCAAGAACCUGCAAGUAAGCGCAUAAAGAGGAAUCAUGCUGAUCAGCACUCUUUCAUGCUUAAGCAUGGAUCACUUUUGGUGAUGAGAGGUUACACUCAAAGGGAUUGGAUGCACUCGGUGCCUAAGCGGUCAAAAGUAGAGGCAACUCGUAUUAACCUCACCUUCAGAAAUGUUCUUGAAGAACCUGGUGCGUCUGCGGCUAAGUAACUUCACCACAUCUGUACUUUCUCCUAAGGGAAGAAUGCAGAGCUGAUUUCUUGGCCUUUUUGUUCUUUUGGGGCCUUUUAUGUUGGUUAGUUAUGAAGAUUGUGGAUGUCUUGUCUGAACCAGUUCAGUUGGUAUGUGCUCGUAUGUAAGUAUGUAUGUAUGUUAUAUUUCUUUGGGGUAAAACAGGAUUUACAAUGCUCUGUUAUUUUUCUCA
This is a messenger RNA of Malus domestica (apple), 1101 nucleotides long. RefSeq names its product DNA oxidative demethylase ALKBH2. Gene Ontology annotation, biological process: DNA alkylation repair; DNA repair. Gene Ontology annotation, molecular function: ferrous iron binding; cytosine C-5 DNA demethylase activity. NCBI's taxonomy places the organism in Eukaryota, Viridiplantae, Streptophyta, Magnoliopsida, Rosales, Rosaceae. The record is from RefSeq and is a predicted model, not a curated record.